UUAGUUCCUCUAAGUGCCCUUUAACCCUUUCAAUUUUUGUCUCCUAUUGUGAAAUUGUUCCUUGCUUUAAACAUGGACCAAAGUUUCAGAACAAUUUCUCCUACGGAAGACGUCAGUGAAUUGUAUAAAUUGAUUCAAAGAGAUGGAAAUGUUUUGAGGCGCUUCGAUGAAGUGGAGUUUAUCGAGACUCCUUUACAUGUAGCUGCAGAUGAAGGGUGCAUCGGGUUCGCAAUGGAGAUGAUGAAGCUGAAGCCGUCAUUUGCUAGGAAGCUAAACCAACAAGGUUUGAGCCCCAUUCACCUUGCAUUGGAAAAGGGGCAUAAAGAGAUGGUGCUUCGUUUCCUACAAAUGGAUAAAGAUCUUGUUCGUGUCACAGGGAAGAAUGGUGAGACUCCAUUGCACUACAUUUGUAAAGUUGGAAACCAUGAUAUUCUGCUGAAAACAUUUUUGAAGGCUUGUCCUGAUUGUAUCCGAGAUGUUACAACUGAGAAUCGCAGUGCUUUGCAUAUUGCAGCGGAAAACAAAAGGUUGGAUGUUCUUCAGAUUUUAAUUCGAAUGCUUAAGAAGAGGGACUGUUAUCGGGAAGAGGUAAAUAGAAAGGACGAAGAUGGCAACACUGCAUUACACAUAGCUGCUAGAAAUAAUCAAACCCAGAUGCUUAAACUACUAUUAAGUAGCAAGGCUGACAAGUAUGCCACCAAUCAAUCCGAUUUAACCGCACUGGGUGUUGCAGAACAACAUAAUAACAAAGAAAGCAUCAGAAUUCUGCGUGGUCGCUUUAUUCCAGGAGUUUCAAACAUUAAAUCUAAGUGGGAGAAACAAAUCGCCAAGUAUGUGGAAAAAGUAUCAUCAAUGAUUUUUGACGAUUUGGAUAAUAUAUCAAGCGAUGACCGCAAUGCCUUACUAGUAGUUUUAGGGCUACUUCUAACAGGAACCUACCAAGCCACUCUUAGCCCACCUGGUGGUGUUUGGCAGGGUGACAACAGCUCAUGUGGUAAGAAAUCAAGAAAACCAGGGACAUCAGUACUUGAUCAACCUUUUUUUCUUCUUUUCUAUAUUCCAACCUAUGUUGUGUUCAUGGUAACCUUUUUCCUAACACUAGCCCUGCUUAAACCUUUUCCACAUGGUUUCAAGAAAACAAUUCAAGUACUACUAGCUUUCUUCGCAAUAUGCUUUGACCAAUCAGUUUCUUUCUUAACCCCAACUGAAUUUGCAUUUAAAGUUAUGCAAGUAUUUACGCUAUUGUUUUUUGUUUUAACAUUGGUCAUGUUUUAUGGUGAUCGGGUGUCAAAACAAAGUGUCGCAAUUUUGGCAUGUUUCUUAUCUCCUUCACGUUUUGAGUAUGGUGAAGUAAUUCCUACCAUGGUUCACCCAGUAGUUUUAAGAUUAGCAAUCGGAUGCUGGUUAUUUCUUUUCGUAAAGUAUGAUUUCUGGGAAGGAACCAUUAUAGUUAUAGGAUAUUGUUCAUACUAUAUUAUGGAAGACGUCUUUGCUGGAGCAUUUAAAUUUGGGAUACCGGAAAUGGCAUUCUAUCUUAUCCCCUUGGGAUGUUGGUUUUUUCUUUAUCUAUGUAGAUUUUGCUUCAAACAGUGUUAACUUUGUAACACUUAUAAUCUUUGCAGACUUUGGAUUCCAAUCUAUUUGUA
Gossypium raimondii (Peruvian cotton) is the source of this 1646-nucleotide messenger RNA. RefSeq names its product ankyrin repeat-containing protein BDA1-like. The transcript is spliced from 2 exons. The coding region runs from base 73 to 1596 and encodes 507 amino acids. The record is from RefSeq and is a predicted model, not a curated record. Lineage: Eukaryota; Viridiplantae; Streptophyta; Magnoliopsida; Malvales; Malvaceae. Gene Ontology annotation, molecular function: protein binding.